Molecule: messenger RNA, 1972 nt
Organism: Boeremia exigua
Lineage: Eukaryota; Fungi; Ascomycota; Dothideomycetes; Pleosporales; Didymellaceae
Product: diacylglycerol O-acyltransferase-like protein 1
Exons: 2
Coding region: 224-1789 (521 amino acids)
Biological process (GO): triglyceride biosynthetic process
Cellular component (GO): endoplasmic reticulum membrane
Molecular function (GO): diacylglycerol O-acyltransferase activity
Source: RefSeq, a predicted model, not a curated record
GGGGAACCGGGUGAGGGGCCUGGCUCGUCAUUGCCCAGCGCGCCCCAACAAUUCACAGCUGCACCUCACCCAGGACGCCAUGCGCUGCGUCUCCCUCUCGCGCCCGCGGCUGGCCAAGUAGCUCGGUUCGCGCAUUCCACGCCUCGGCUCAGAGAUACGCAAUCCGCGCUCCUCGCAUCCCACGCCCAUUGAUAAACCCCCGACCCCCGUCAAUCGCUGCAUCAUGGCUACCCUCACCCACGCCGCGUCGUCUGCAGUCGACUCCCACGGCGUCAAUUCCACCCGCCAGAGGGGCCCCAACGUUGAGGGCACGCACGCCAACCUUGACGCACCCAACAACUCCACACACAACGGCUCGGCGCACAAGCGGACUCGUAGUAAGGACAGCAAGUACCGCCAUGUCUUCGCAACCCACGCAGAGGCCCGCACCACCUGCCUCAGCCAUGAGUCGACCGACACCCCCAGCUUCGUCGGCUUCAGGAACCUCAUGAUCCUGGUCCUCAUCGUCUCGAACCUGCGCCUGAUGAUCGUGAACCUCCAGAAGUACGGCGUGCUCAUCUGCAUUAGCUGUCAUGACUACCGCCGCUCCGACGUCGUCACCGGCCUGCUGCUGUACCUGCUCGUCCCCGCCCACCUGUUCGUCACCUACCUGAUCGAACUGGUCGCGUCGUGGCAGGCCAAGCGCGCCCACGCCAGCUUCGAGUCCGACGAGGACACCCCCGAGAAGUACGCCGCCGCCCUGCGCAGCUUCAACUCCACCUGGCACACCGUCGCGUUCUUUCAUAGUAUCAAUGCCGUGUCGAACCUCUACAUCGCCUCCAAGUACGUCUACUACGACAUCUUCCACCCGGGUAUCGGUACAUUGUGCGAGCUGCACGCCGUCAUUGUGUUUCUGAAGUGCGCCUCCUACGCCUUCACCAACCGCGACCUGCGCCACGCGUAUCUGCACCCGAAGCAGGCCGAUCCGCUCCCCGCCCUGUACGCCUCGUGUCCGUACCCGCAGAACAUCAACUUCCGGAACAUGUGCUACUUCUGGUGGGCCCCGACGCUCGUCUACCAGCCCGUGUAUCCGCGCACUUCGCACAUUCGCUGGGGCUUCGUAUUCCACCGCCUCGCCGAAGUGCUCGUCCUCAGCAUCGUCGUCUGGAUCGCAUCAGCCCAAUACGCGGCGCCGCUGCUGCGCAACUCGCUCGACAAGCUGCUCACCCUCGACCUCCCCGCCAUCCUCGAGCGCACCAUGAAGCUCUCGACCAUCAGCGUCUUCUGCUGGCUGUGCGGCUUCUUCGCGCUCUUCCAGGCCUCGCUCAACGCCCUCGCCGAAAUCAUGCGCUUCGCCGACCGCGAGUUCUACGGCCCCUGGUGGAACGUGAGCUCCAUCCGCACCUACUGGACCACCUGGAACAAGCCCGUCACCAACUUCAUGCGCCGCCACGUCUACUCGCCGCUCGUCGGCCGCGGCGUGCCGCCCCCCGUCGCCCAGAUCGUCGUCUUCUUCAUCUCGGGCGUCCUGCACGAGCUGCUCGUCGGCGUCCCCACGCACAACGUCAUCGGCGUCGCUUUCUUCGGCAUGAUGGCCCAGAUCCCGCUCAUCGCCCUUACCGACACUAUCCAGCGUAUCCGCGGCAUCGACGGGAAAGUCGCAGGCAAUAUGAUCUUCUGGGUCAGCUUUUGUCUCGUUGGCCAGCCGCUGGGCGCGCUGCUGUAUUUCUUCGCCUGGCAGGCUAAGUUCGGGAGUGUCAGUAGGCAGUUCGAGGCGAGUCGCGCGGGGGGCAUGUUUUCGCUCCGCUAGGUGCCGGAGGUAUUGAGGCGUUGGGUAUAGAUCCGGGGGGAGGGGGGGUAUUGUUUGAUAUUGUUCUGUUCUCUGCAUGUAGCAUUGAGAUUCGUGGUUGGCCCUCGCUGCGUUCUAAGUGCCUCGUUCCCCCGUAGUACGUACAGUAUACACAGCGCCCCGCGCGCCCUCAAAGCCGCCCCG